Nelumbo nucifera (sacred lotus) is the source of this 2713-nucleotide messenger RNA. RefSeq lists its product as uncharacterized. The record is from RefSeq and is a predicted model, not a curated record. NCBI's taxonomy places the organism in Eukaryota, Viridiplantae, Streptophyta, Magnoliopsida, Proteales, Nelumbonaceae.
CGCGCCGGUCCCCACCGCAUCACAUUUGAAUUUGAAAAAGAACCACCAAAAAACAUCAAUCCAUUGAGAGAGUAGAGAGAGGGAGCAGCAGUAUAAGCAGAAUAACGCUUGUCAACGCGCUCCUGCGUAUUUUCAAAAAACCAAAACCAGAUUUGAAGUUUGAAAACAUUCGCAACCUUAAUAAACCCUAAGCUUACACUAUUCCCAUUCCUCUUCCCUCUCUUCUCUCUCUUUCGGUCUUCCCCCUUUCUCCCUGUCAUCUCCGACUCUGCACAGAUUUACAAACACUCACUCCAUCAUCUUCUCCUCUCCGUCUUUUUUUUUUUUCGCUAAAUUAUUGACCAGAGAACAAUGAGCGAUAAUAUGGAGCCUGGGCAUUCGUCUCAGUUUGUGUUUCCACGAAGAGACGUGACUGUUAUCUGGUCUUCUCAACCUGACGUUUAAUUCACAAUUGAACAUCCAUAGGUUCAAUCACUUUUUAUUUUUCUCAAUUGUCUUUCGCGGAAGUGGAAACCAUCAUGGAAGAUCCGUCUGGUUCGGAAUCUGUAUUGGGUCCACCACUCGUUACGGUGCUUAUUUUUCUUGUUUUUCUUUUCUAGCCGUUGGCGGAGAAGCGAGAUUGUACAGAAUUGGGAGGAAACUCAGAGCUCGCUCCCAAGCGAAUUAAAAUGAGACAUCUCGAAUCACUUUAUCGCUUCGGGGCAAAUUCAAUUAAGGAAAACCAUUAUGCGGAGGAAUCUUUUUUAAGGAAAGAAACCACAGACCGAUUACACCUUGACAUAGAGGAGACAUCCCAAAUCACGCAAGAGCCUUCAACCACAAUUUCAGAUGCAUUCCAGACAAUAACAACAGGAGGAAAUGAGCAUUCUUUCUUAGAGGAAGCCACUCGUUUGAGUUUAGGUAAUGUUAAUGUUGCUCCAAAUUCUUUUGAUCUCAAUGCCAAAGCGCAUGCUGCUAAUAACUCCAUGCAUGGUGAAGCAUUACUACAUGUUGAUGAUAUUAGCAAGCCAUCUUUGCUUGCAAAGCACCAGAAAGAUCAUGGUGGUAAUUUUACAGCUUCAAGAGGCACUGGGUUGGAUCUCAAUGCAACAGAUGUCUCCAGCUCAGUUGAUCAAGAAUCAAUUUUUCCUUAUGAAAUUUAUGGUCAUGUUAAAUCCAGAGAGGCUUCAGAGUGUGGGAGCUCAACCGGGCCUUUGGAGGAAAAUGACUCAUUGAAAUUGUGGAAAGAGAUGAAGCAAAAUGGUUUCCUCUCAUCUUCACAUGGAGGCAUACCGGUGCCUAAGCAGCGUGGGAGGAAAAGUAAAAAUGAUGUGCUCAAGAAAAAAAUGGAGCUUGCAAAGAGGGAACAGGUUAAUAGAUUCACGAAGAUUGCGGCCCCUAGUGGGUUACUCAAUGAAUUGAACCCUGGGAUCAUUAACCAUGUGAGGAAUAGUAAACAGGUCCAUUCUAUAAUUGAGGCCCUAGUCAGAUCUGAAAAGCUUGAAAAUGGUCACAUUCAAAGAAGAUCAGAAAGCCAUUUAAAAAGAGGAAAGGAAAUAAAUGAUAGAAAGAAAGACCCAGAAAAUGUUCAUGAUUCAGGAAUUAGUCAACCUAAUCAUUCUCAUGAAAAUGAACCUUCAAAUACCAUAUCAGGAAGUAGGCAGCCUCCUUUAUCCUUGGAUAAACAAACUGUUUCUUUGAGUUCAGAUCAUAAAGUUGGACAUGAUGAAACAUAUGUAGUGGAGAGAAAGAUUCAUGACAAAAUUUCAGGUGCUUUGAACUUCACCUCUGAAUGUGCUGAUAGUGCUCUUACAAUUAAAUUGUCAUCAGCUACAAAUGUUGCAUCAGAAGAUAACAGCUCUGUGUCUAAUGAGGAGCCGGUGAAUCAAGCGAGUGUUUCUUCUCUUUCUGUAAAAGCUGCCACAGUAGCUUCUCAGUGGUUGGAACUUCUUUAUCAAGACAUCAGAGGACGUCUAGCAGCAUUGCGGCGCAGUAGGAAGAGAGUUCGGGCUGUGAUUCAGACAGAACUGCCUUUUCUAAUGUCAAAAGAGUUCUCUUCUAACAAUGAAAAUGAUCCAUAUUUGAGGCAGUCAUCCACUGAUGGACAUCCCAACAUUGCAAGUCUAGAGAUGCAUCAAGCAAAGUGGACUGCCUUGUUUGAUCAAAUGGAAAAUGCACUGGCUGAAGAGGGGAAACAUUUGGAACACUGGUUGUAUCAAGUCAAAGAGAUGCAAUUGCAUUGUGAACAGGGUCUACAAUGUGUAAACUGGUUUACAGCAAAUGGUUUGCCACAAGUCGGUGGAUCAGAUAUUGAAUCUAGAUUAAGAAAAGCAGACUACUCAGAGAGGGAAUUAGCCAUAAGGGCAGCAGCAGCUUCCAUUUACUCCACUUGCAACUUUGUCAUGUCUACAGAAAAUGUGUCCUGUUUCUAAACUUGUCCAAAAUCCAAAUCCUCCACAAAUCAGGUUAAUUUCUAAAUUAAUUGGAUCAUUUCCUAGUAUUAGUCUCACUAAUUUCAAUUGUGCAUUUAUUAUUAGUCAACGAAAUAGUGAUUCAGGUUUGCUUUGGUGUAACAUUAGAAGCUAUAAUUGAUAAUUUGUGUUUCGAGUUUUAUUGAAAGUCAGAUUUUCAGCAUUGACCAGCACGGGGAGAUUAUCAGUGUUAUUGGAAUUUUAAUUGUCAAAUAAAAAAGAUUAUGGAAUAUGUGAAUUAUCAAAGUAUGAAGUUCCAGUUA